UCAACUAUACUAUAUUUCACAAACCAAUAAUGUGAAUUUUAAAAGUUUUUAAAUGAUGUAUUUAGUCGUGACAUUUGGUAUGUUAACAAACGUAAAACGAAGUGUCAUCACGUUCUAAGGAAGAGGAUGGUGUAAUGUUUUUUCUCGAAUAAAUCUCAAUUUUCUACAAUGGAAGAUAAAAAUCAAGAAUCAAACAUAGGCGACACAUGUAAUUUAAAUGGGAACUGUUCACCGCCGACGAAGAAUAACUCUAUCGACUUGAAUCAUGCGAAAAAUAUUGAUGACAUAUCUACGCCUUCCGAGCUUAAAUUCGACGAAGAUUUUGAAUUCGAGGAUCCUGACGUGACUGCAAAACGGAAAGAAAUGGAGAGAUGUUUGGAAAACCCUGAUAUCGUGAACAUAGAAGAGUGGCAACAUUUUGCUAAAAGCAAAGGAGGUUUAAUAGCAGAUGAAUACAGGAGAAGAAUUUGGCCGCUGCUUGUUGGUGUAACUCGAGAGGAGAUGACGGAACCUCCUUCACUUGAUGAAUUGUCCACACAUGUUGAAUAUAACCAAGUGGUAUUAGAUGUGAAUCGUUCACUGAAGCGGUUUCCUCCGGGCAUUCCGUAUGAGCAGAGAGUGGCGCUGCAGGACCAGCUCACUGUGCUCAUACUGAGAGUCAUCAUCGAAUACCCACAUUUGAAAUAUUAUCAGUUUUGGGUACGUACCCCACCCUGCCACGUCCCCUGCCCCGCCCCGCUCUUCCCCGUGUACGUGACAGCCGCGCUGGUGCUGCACCGCGCGCCCGCCGUGCUCGCCUGCGACCUGGACAUGGCCAUGAUGCACUGCCUGCUCUCCAGGUUACCAGACGACUUGCCUUUCGAAGACAUUCUGGUGACCGCUAAGAAGCUAUACGAAGAUAACGACCCCACAGACCUGGAGGACGAGGUCGAUGCAUUGGAGAGGAGAGAAGAGGAGCAGCGCCGGCUGGACGAGGAGCGUCUCCGGCAGCGGCGCGUGGAGCGCGCUGGCCGCAGCCGCGCCGGCGCUGGCAUGCUGGCGCGCCUCCGCCGCGUGCUGCCGCGCUCCCCGCUGGCGCGCGGCGCGGCGCUGGCGGCGGCGGCGGCGCUGCUCGCCGUCUACGCGUACUACAGACCUGAUCUCUUCACCAGAAGACGCGCUGACAGUCCGGACUUUGAGGGAUUUUAGGAAGCAAAUAAAACUAUUUUUUUGUACAAAUAUUAUAUUUGGUUUUCAUUACGUUAACACUCGCUUUAGUGACGGGGAAAUAAAAAUAACCAAAGCAAAUACAAAAAUGUUGAUUUAAACUUAUAAAUAGAUAAUUUAAUAUUUAAUUGAUUACAUAGAGUAUUGAAAAAAAUACAAAUCACAAUUUUUGCAGCUGAAAACACUGGCAAGAAAAAA
This is a messenger RNA of Papilio polytes (common Mormon), 1404 nucleotides long. Its product is annotated as TBC1 domain family member 20-like. Gene Ontology annotation, molecular function: GTPase activator activity. The record is from RefSeq and is a predicted model, not a curated record. Gene Ontology annotation, cellular component: endoplasmic reticulum membrane. The transcript has 9 exons. NCBI's taxonomy places the organism in Eukaryota, Metazoa, Arthropoda, Insecta, Lepidoptera, Papilionidae. Gene Ontology annotation, biological process: endoplasmic reticulum to Golgi vesicle-mediated transport; positive regulation of GTPase activity. Bases 169 to 1188 code for a protein of 339 amino acids.